Messenger RNA from Aphanomyces invadans, 4944 nucleotides. RefSeq lists its product as hypothetical. Bases 12 to 4826 code for a protein of 1604 amino acids. Lineage: Eukaryota; Oomycota; Saprolegniomycetes; Saprolegniales; Verrucalvaceae. The record is from RefSeq and is a predicted model, not a curated record. The transcript is spliced from 22 exons.
CGCGACGAAGCAUGGACUUUCUCCAAGGCAAGCGCUUGCUCACGACGGCAGCAGACCCCCAAGCAUCUAACACGUCUCCAAUCUUCACCAGAUCUCCCAUGCAGUUGACGUCGUCCACGAUGGGAGCUGCACCGACCUCCCCACCACAGAACGCAUUCAAGAAACGUCGUAAAGCACAAGAUCGGUUCUGCUUGAGCCCCCUUCAAGAUAGCUCAAGCACUCCCGGCCUCGCGGUUAUUGCAGCAACAAACUUAUCGCCAUCUCGACGCGAGUCGCAGCGUACGGAAGACUCUCGCCCUGUCGACCCCACACGCGACACUCUGAAUGAUUGUGAACGCAUGUGUCCGACUUCUAUGGCUUCAUCACCUGUGUCCAUCUUACAAAAGAGUACGUCAGACGUACGCCAGCGCACCUCCAAAUCUCGUGAUCCGUUGGUCCCCCAUGCUACCCGCACAUUUCCUUCUUGCAUAUCCAUCAACUCCCCACCGAAGAAUCGUCCCAUCGAACAAGAUUCGCUUCAAAUGCCAUCGGACAUCUCGUCGUCGUCGAUGGAGAUCCCAGCACCGGUGGAAGCCCUUCAGAAGUCCCUUAUUUCUACGUUUUGGUCUCGGCACAUAACUCCCCCCAGUCAGCCAUGGAAUGCACUUUCAGUCGCCACGGCAGCCCAACCAACAGGCGCCGUCCAACUGGAUGAAGACAUACGGGCAUACUGCCAACGAGGUCCUGUGUCGCGCCUGUCACGGACGCUUGGAAAGACUUGGUUGACCAACAUGCUUCGCGCUUACGACAUGCCAUCAACGUUAGCGCAUGACGACGAGCACACAGCGGCGGCCGAGCGGCAAUUGGCACUCGUGGUCGCACAAGCACAGGCACAUUUUCACCCAGGAGAAAACAAACUCGACGAGUUUGUGACGGCUCUAUUUAACGCCGUCGCCAACGAAAUUUGGGACUCUUGCACGCACGACUUUGUCCACACGGUGGCAGGCCACUAUCGCGACCUCCUCACAAACUUGCCAGCACUUUUGAAGGAGCGAGACACGAAAUUGCUCGCUGCAACCAAAUCGAUUCGUCACUUCCAAAACAAAGUUGUAGCGUUGCAAACCACGAUGGAAACCCUCGCACGAGAUAAUGCGGCGCUUCAGACUCGGAUCGACCGCGCAGAUGAGAAUGCAAAGUCCACACACGACACCAUCCAAGACUUGGAAGGAGUGUUGCGCGAUGCUGUCGCGGCGGAAUUGGCGGCCACUGCCUUGGCCAAACAACUGGAGCUGCAAGUUCGUGAAGUCGAGAAUUCCCUCGAUCUUAAGACACAAGCAUACGAUCAACUCACUGCCGAUAUGGAAGAGAUGAACCAUCGAUGCCUCGGGCUCGAACGCACUGUACUCGACACCAAGCAACUUCUUGUCGACGCGACUCAAGAUCGCGACUCUGGAUUGCUUCAAAUCAAGGAGCUAACGGCCCAAUCGGCUCAACUUGGGCGUGACUUGGCGGCUCUGAACAUCAAGAUCAGCGACAUGCAUGUGGAGCAACAAGUGCUCCAUCUUCGGUUGAAUGCCGAAGCGACUCAGAGCGAGCGCCCUCCGCCAGCACACCUGGGGUCGUCACCCGGAUCAAUGUCUCAAGAGAGCUCAAACGACGCAAUUACUGCGGCGCUGCAACGAAGGAUCGAAGAGUUGCAAGACCAAGUGUUUCGCCAGUCCAUCGACUUGGCCAAUAAAGAGAAAGCGUUUCGAUCGCUGCAGAAUGAACAGGACCACAAAGACCAGCUUCUCAAACGCUUGGACGAGAUGAUUGAAGCUGCAAAAGCGGAAAACAAUACUCUCCAAUCCGCCCACGAUGCCCUCUUGGUUCAGAGAGAUGCGCUCAAACUACGACUCGACGCAUUGCGAGCGGACGACGGGCAGGGCCAGCUCAAACGACAAGUCCAACAACUCACAGCGGACCGAAUUCAACUUCUUGAAGAGCUUGCCCGUAUUGUCCUAGAGCGCGAUGUCGCCCUUGACGACCUCGCCCGAGGUCGACGCAAGCUUGAGAACAUGCGACGCCACCUUGCAGUAGUCGUGAUUGAGGUAAAGCGCUUGCGGGAUUCCCAUGACAGCCUUCGAGUCGCCGUGACCAAGCAGCUGCAAGGGUGCCAAAGCCAUCUUGUCAGCGUUUCGAUGAGUGUUAACGCUACCAUGGCAAAAGUUGCUGCUCGAGAGGCUGGUUUGUCCCAUGAUAUUUUCAACAUGCAACGCGCAACCGUGCAAGGCGACCCUGUCUUUCGCUACACUCUGCAACUCUUUCAAAAACAACUCCGCCGAAUUCGAGCGUCGUGGACGGACCUCCGACACGAAACUGCUUCUGGCAUGAAUCUCCUUGCGACAUACCAUUUGGAGAACACCCAACACGUACAACGCUUGGCGAAACACGCACAUGACAAGUUGACACAGUUGCAAAAGCCCAAACCCAAGAAGCACCCCUUCAUUUCCAUACCCUCGACGAAGUCCAUGAAACAGAUUGGGAUUGUGUCCAAGGCAACUGCAGUCAACACUGCGCAUCGCGCGAACGCGACAACCCAAACGACUGUCCAAGUCGCACUAUCACAAGGCGCCACGAGCGACGUGGCCGAGCAUGUGACCAACGUCUUGCUUCCAGUAAUCGAAGCCACGGAAAGGAAACUUAUGGCUGUGAUGGACAAAGUCGAACGACAGAAAAUGGAUCUUUUAGCUGCAUAUGAGCGCGAAGCAGAGCUGCGGAAUCUGCUGGACAACUCCUCGGCAUCGCCUCCGUUGAUCCACGCCCCCGUUCAUCCAUACUCACAACCAUCACACGAUCGACUUGUUCGAAAAGAGACUCCCGACGUCAUUGUCCUCUUCCGAGAGAAAUUGCUGUCCAUGACAACGGGAGACGAGAAUGCGCAUCUUGCCUCGCAUGUGGCGGAUUUGUACGACAUGCUGCAUGCAAAUUUGGACGAACUCGAAGCUGCGCUGGACGAUGGACCAGCGCUGUACCUGCAGCGCCGCGACAGCCAUGGCAGCAUUGUGGCAGAUUCUUUCAACCCAGUGGCGUUGAAUCAGCAAACCAACAUGCCGCCAUGUCCCAGUCGUCACCCCUUCAAGCAGUCAAAAACGUCAUCGCGCACGCUGUUCCCAGGCGCUCGGUCCGACCCACCUCUGACGAACUGCAUUCAACAAGUCGAUGCAUCCAAGUCGUCAUUCCCCCAUGAGGACGGUGUGGCCGUGCCAGAGGCCACGUCGUCUACAUUCAGCAUAUCCGUCCACGACGGGGAGAUUCAAAACCUUCCUGUGGCUGUCCGCAAACGAGUUCACACUGCCGUGCUGAAGCUCGCUGCCACCGCGCUCUUUCAAGAUGACAUCAACGUCAACGACAUUGCGUCGCUCUUGAUCGCGAGCGAUCCUAAUGCCGACGUGUCGUCGCAUGGUGUUGAAGACAUCCGCGACGACCAACUCAUCCAAAACAACGUGAGUUGUUUCUCGUUGGCAGCCACGGGCUCCAACCUCUCUCAUGAUGCCCCGUCCAACGAAUCGUCCAACCACCAAAAGACAAGAUUUCGACAGGUCGGUGACAGUGGUGCCCCUACUUAUUCUGUGCCAGCGGUGAAGGUCGUCACUCGGCUGUUGGAACUCGUGGGGGAAGAUGUUCACGCCUCGGAGAAGAAUGCGGGUGAUGCGACAACCCCCUCGAAAACAUGGUUGCUCAAGCAGAUUCGAAGCAUAUACCACGACAAGUACAUUGCCGAGUCCCUCGAACACGCGGCGUUUAAUGUAGUCCUGGCGCUCCCGGAAUUCAUCGUGCAAUGGGCGUUCCUCAAGUUUGGAGUCAACGAACUCGUAUCCAAGAACUGUCAUGCCAUCAUGAAUGGGGCAAACGCGUGGAAGGCCAGUAUUCCUGAAGUCAGUCUUUUUGCCGCGUUUUUGGCUGAAAAGGGUCAAUUCGGGUUCGGCAAGUCGGACCUGUCGCUCUUUUUGCACGCCCGGCAGCUGGUCAUGAAUUGCGUCGGCGACCUGCAAGCUCUUGGCCAUGAUGACAUGCCUCAAUUGACGUCAACCCAGGCCCAGAACAUUGUACAUCGUGUCUUUCAAACAUUGGUGCACGGCCACAGACACUUGAUCUUGGCCAAGUUGGAAGGCUUGCUAAAGCCCAUUACCCACUUACCCGAAGAAGAUGUUGCGUCCGUCCACCAAGACCCGGCGCCCCAAGACAAACUGUCAGAAUCUCCAUCGACACUCCCAUGUUUUAACUUCCAAGGGCUACCAGCGUCCACCAGUGCAGCAUCCAGCGGUCACUUUCCGCAAGGGAAUGUGAAGAAAGCCAUUCCGAGCCACGUUCCUGACCCCAAGUUAAUACUUGAUUCUGCCCUGGACAGCUCGCGUCCAUUCGGAGAGGAAAAAUGGAUCGACGUGCACCAGCUGCUCUUGUUUUGCGUUCUCGAGUUCCGAGAGGAGCGGCGUCGAUUCUUCACAGACAUGCAGGGGUAUGUUGCCAACAAAAAACUUCGCGAGGAUGUGGCCAAGGCAACGUUCGACAGCAUGAUGCACACGUUGUUCGAAUGGACGCCAUCGAUUUGCGAGUUAAUUUUUGAAGAAGCUAGCCAACAUGGGUUGAAGAAGACUGUUGAGAGUGAUGGGACUGUGCUCGUGGAUUGCCAGCACCUCAUGUGUAUGGCACUGCAGUACUACACGAAUCUCUUUGCUCUUGCUCGGUUCACCGACGGUCUCAGCGUCGACCAGACCGAGGACCCCAUCGCUUCCACGGACACCAGCUUUACGUUGCAGGCAGCUCCACGAUUCCGCGCCCGCGACGUGUCCCGCGUGUGUCAAUGACGCCAAACCUUCGCGGUUUCGUCAGGUUAAAAACACAAAACAUUUUGUCAAAAAAUGUGACACAAAAAUUCGCCAAAAUAGAAAAAAACAUCCCGAAUCAAUCGAACGAUCCUUAACA